Nelumbo nucifera (sacred lotus) is the source of this 1147-nucleotide messenger RNA. RefSeq lists its product as uncharacterized. The record is from RefSeq and is a predicted model, not a curated record. NCBI's taxonomy places the organism in Eukaryota, Viridiplantae, Streptophyta, Magnoliopsida, Proteales, Nelumbonaceae. Gene Ontology annotation, molecular function: calcium ion binding.
CUCACUAUAACUACCACCCCUCCUUCCCAUCACCACAGAUGCUACCAGUGGAUCUCUCCUCUGUCCUACCUCUCUCUCUCUCUCUCUCUUUCCCCUCUGUCUCUUCUUCCAUUAAGCAACCAUGUUCUCUUCUUGUAAACAUUGUUUAAGCCCUCUACGAAAGUGGGUCCUAACCUUUAGUCAGCAAAUCAAGUCCCUGAACAAGGUCGAGAUACGCAAAAGAAGAAAACCCAGGAGAUUUUCUUCCGGUUUCAACUGGAUUACUUCAUCAAUCACAGCCAUGGAAGUGUCUAACCAGCUGGAGCAGGUGUUUAGGCUCAUCGAUGCCAACGGCGAUGGGAAGAUAUCUUCGUUAGAGCUCGGGGAGGUGCUCCUGUGCCUUGGGUACGAGAAGUCAAGAGCUGCCAAGGAAGCUGAAGGAAUGGUAAGAGAGGUGGAUUGUAACGGCGAUGGGUUUAUUGACUUGGAAGAAUUCAUGGAGGUCGUCGGCGGUUACGACGAGGUGGGAGGCAGUGGCAGGGAAAACGAGCUCAUGGAUGCUUUUCUCAUUUUUGAUACCGAUAACAACGGUUUCAUAUCAGCUAAGGAGCUGCAGAGAGUGCUAGUCAGCCUUGGAUACAGUAAGUGCAGUCUCGAUGAAUGCUUUCUAAUGAUCAGAGCAGUCGAUAUGGACGGUAAUGGGCUGGUGGAUUUUGAAGAGUUCAGAUCAAUGAUGACAGGAUGCUAUGCUUAGGUUGAAGAUGAAUUUGGAUGAACUGAUGCUCAACCUUUGUAAUUGAGAGAGCUGAAGCUUCUAAUUAAUGGUGAUGAAGAAUGAAGAUAGAAGAUCCUCCGUUCUACAUAUACGGUAAGAAGAUGAACCGUCUAUAAUUGCUGUAAAUGUAUGUAUCUACAAAUAAUAAAAAAGAGUGUUGAUAGAAAACUGUGAGAAAUUCUGAGCAUAUAAAAAUCUGUAAUCGUUAGAGAAGAUUAGACCCACGAGGCCACAACUUAAUUUUCUAUUGGUUAUUGUGCCUUUUUAGAGAUAGACUUGUAGGCCGGAUGGAUGUAGAUGUAGUGAAGUAUGUAGACUGUAUAGUUGGGGAAUUACCAACCCGAGCUUUGUAAACCAGACUGAGUACUUGAUUAAUCCGGCCAUUUCAUUAAA